Molecule: messenger RNA, 987 nt
Organism: Aureobasidium melanogenum CBS 110374
Lineage: Eukaryota; Fungi; Ascomycota; Dothideomycetes; Dothideales; Saccotheciaceae
Exons: 7
Coding region: 1-987 (328 amino acids)
Source: RefSeq, a predicted model, not a curated record
AUGAGUAUUGGAAUCCUGCAUCAGAUCGUCUGCCUUGUGACGGACCUCGCAACACUGUGCCUCUUCAUCGCACAUACAACUUUCCAACGUACAGUAGCUUUUUGUGGGUCUCAGGCAGCAGACCAAGCAACCUGCUUACUGGUGGUCGCACCCUCAAGGAGGUCAGACCAAAACAUCCCGGAAGUAGAAAACGUGGGCGGAGCUAAAGUCCUUGGGUGGUGUCACGUGGUGCUGGUACCAGAUGAGUCACAAAGAGAGCUUGUAUCCAUCCAUCCGCUGACAGCAUGUGUAAAACAGUAUGGUUCAAAGGAUGGAUGCAUGGAUGUUGUUAUCUCCGCCGAAGAGCUACGAAAUCCUCCGAAGGAAGACAGACACGCGGGGUUCUGCAUGCCAGGCACCGAGUUCGCUGCGAGCAAGGCUGCUGCUGGCAUGCAUAAUCUCCGCAGUGCCUGCGCUGCCCAUCAGCGGGCAGUGCGGACACAGCGGAGGAAGGAUUCAAAGGUCAUGUGUUGUGCUCACUCAGUCCACAUCGCCGGGUCUCGGACGAACCGUCUUGGUGGGCCCGCUAGCUGUUUGGUCGACAAUUACUACGCAAGGACAGAGGAACCUCUUGCUGGCAUCUGCAAUCACACACCGCAAAGCAAAAAGCAGACAGCCAACAAGGGGACGAGAGACGCAAACACAAACAGAAAGCACAAGCCCUUGGCGGUUUCAUACCAGACCCUUGUCAAAAGAGAAAAGAUCGAAAAAAGCCAAGAGAUAUACGAGACACGAUACGAGCGGAUCCGAACUCUGCGCUCGGCAAAGCUGAAUCGGAAGCUCCGAGUGCCGACAACAGCCUUUUUCGCUUGCGAGUCGCAACCGAGUCGUUCGUUGCAUGGUCAAAAGGGUCAAAAGACUGCAAGAGCCAAGACGGACUCGGAGCAAGAACCAUAUGUAGCAAGAGGUCGCGAAGAAAUAUCAAACGGCGAGUAUGAUUUCGCGUGA